This is a messenger RNA of Lucilia cuprina (Australian sheep blowfly), 757 nucleotides long. RefSeq names its product nucleolar protein 16. NCBI's taxonomy places the organism in Eukaryota, Metazoa, Arthropoda, Insecta, Diptera, Calliphoridae. Gene Ontology annotation, biological process: ribosomal large subunit biogenesis. The transcript has 3 exons. The coding region runs from base 89 to 682 and encodes 197 amino acids. Gene Ontology annotation, cellular component: nucleolus. The record is from RefSeq and is a predicted model, not a curated record.
UUAAAAUUUAGUUAACACGUGCAUAAACAUUAGUUUUAAUUCGUUUUUUAGAUUUUCUACAAAAUAUUAAAUAAAUUUAUUAAAAAAAAUGAAAAUCCGUAAGAAUCACAGAGUUAAUAAACGUUAUCGUUAUAAUGUUAAUAGAAAAACCCUUAAUAAAACCAGAUCCUCAACGGGUAAAAUAAAAGAUCCUGUUUUAAGCAAACUAUGGGAGGAAAGCAAAAGACCAGGAACAAAUUUCAAAGAAAUGGGUUUAUCAGCAGAUCCCAAUAAAGCAGUGCCUAUACCAAAUUUCAGAAAAGAUCGUUUAAAAAUUACUAAAUUAGUAAAUGGUUUCGUCGAAGAAGAACUCAAUGAGGAAGAUAUUAAACCAGUUGCGAAAAGAGGUCAUGUUGUUAAUGAAUUGGAAGAAAUGGCUAAACAAAAAGCCGAUUCACAAUUAAGAUUACCCAAAGGUGUUGUUAGCCAUUUAACAUACUUUUUAGAUAAAUAUCAAUUAAACUACAAAGCCAUGGUUACAGAUCGUCGUAAUCAUGAUCAAUGGACUUGGAAACAAUUUCGCAUGAAAAUCAAACAGUUUAUGGGUAUACCUGAACAAUUUAACAAAUAUUUGGAAAAGAAAAAUCUUCCUUUGGAUAAACAAUUACCCUGGCCUGAGUAUGAUUCGGAUAGUGAAUGGUAGUUUGCUUGCGUUAAUAGUUUGUAGGAUUUUUAUGUUUAAUAAAAUUUAGUUUAUUAAAAUGUGUGUUUAAACAAG